UUACAUUUCUCCCUGGAAGCUUUAAGCUUGCUUUCUUACAAUUCGAAUUCUGUUCUCGCCUGUGAAACAACAGAAGCAUUGGCUUAACAAAAAUGAAGAUUGGUUAUGCCAGAGUUGAUGAAGAGAAAGCAGAAAAUUCGAAAAGCAGAGGCGUGGUAGUUGCUCUGACGUCAAUUCUCGUUGUGGCCGCCCUCGUGUUUGUGGCAGUCAGUGCUUCUGUGGGCUCAAACUACAGCGCUCAUCAUCAUCGUCAUGCUUGGAGAACGGUCUCCAAAGUGGCGAACUCGGCGUGUAGCAAAGCCCGUUAUCCCGAGCGAUGUAUCUCGUCCAUGGCUUCCUAUCCUGCUUAUCAGACCGCCAAGCUUAACGAUCUCACUAACUUCGCUUUCCAAGUGAGCUUGCAAAGGGCUCAGAAAGCCCACGAGUUCGCCCUCACUCUCCAAAACAAUGUGAUGAAUGAAAGAGAGCGCGCGGCCUGGCAAGAUUGUUUGGAGCUCUUCGAAGAUACCAUCGAUCGUCUCAACGUCUGCUCGAACAACGGUUCCUUAGACACAGACUCCCCCAUUUGGUUGAGUGCAGCUCUGACAAACCAGGAAACCUGCUUGAACGGAUUUCGUGAUCUCAAUUUGAGUGCCACCAAUCCCAUCAGGGCUCUCCUGUCGUCCAGAGCCGUGAAUUUGUCAGAAUUAGUGAGCAACUCGCUCUCCAUGUUCAAGCUCUCCACUUUGCCUCCCACGACCAUUAACAACCGCCGCCUGCUAUCUGUAAACAACGGAGAUUUCCAUUCCAACCGUGGCCGUGAAAGUAAAGAUGGAUUUCCCGAAUGGCUGUCAGCGGGAGAUCGCAAGCUAUUGCAGGCCUCAAGCCCGGCCAGCCAAGCGAAUGCUGUGGUAGCCCAAGACGGUUCCGGCAACUACCGAACAAUCGCCGAAGCAAUCGACGCUGUGCCUGAGCAGAGCAGCAAGAGAUACAUCAUCUACAUUAAGGCGGGAACUUACAAGGAGAACAUCGACAUAUCCAACAAGAUAAGCAAUUUGAUGUUGGUGGCAGACGGCAAGGAUAAAACUGUUGUGACUGGAAGCAAGAGCGUCCAAGACGGCGUCACUACCUUCAAAACUGCAACUGUGGCUGUUUCUGGCAAUGGAUUCGUGGCAAGAGAUAUGACGUUCGAGAACACGGCAGGGGCGGAGAAGCACCAGGCCGUGGCACUUCGAGUGGGGUCUGACCAGUCGGCCGUGUACCGGUGCAGCAUCAAAGGCUACCAAGAUACUUUGUAUGUCUACUCCCUCCGCCAAUUCUACCGCGAAGUUGAUAUCUACGGGACCGUGGAUUUCAUCUUCGGCAACGCUGCGGUCGUCAUUCAGAACAGCAAUAUCAUCGCCCGACGUCCCAUGAGCAACCAGAUCAACACAAUUACUGCCCAGGCAAGAACAGAUCCUAAUGAAAACACAGGAAUUUCCGUCCAGAAUUGCAUAGUGUCAGCGUCUUCUGAUCUCGAAGCUGUGAAAGGGUCCAUCAAGACAUACCUGGGGAGGCCGUGGAGGGAAUACUCUCGCACUGUGUUUAUGCAAUCCACUCUGGGCGAUCACAUAGACCCUUCUGGUUGGUUGGAAUGGGACGGCAAUUUCGCUCUCAGCACGUUAUACUACGGGGAAUACAGCAACAGCGGAGGUGGCGCAGGAACGUCAAAACGUGUGAAUUGGCCUGGGUUUCAUGUGAUCAGCAGUGCCACUGAAGCCGCCAAGUUUACAGUUGCUCAAUUAAUCUCUGGGACCUCAUGGAUUCUAGCUACAGGAGUCGCUUAUACUUCAGGCUUGUAACUGAUAUUUAAGAUAUAUCUGUUUACAGUAUUUUUUAUUGCUAUUCAAUUUGUUGUGUAAACAUCGCGAAUAAUUUGCUUACGCCAUCGCAGCAAUCUGCCACUCAUUUAUUCUCAGUCAAUCAGUGUAAAUAAACACGAAUUCCCAUGUACCUUUGCUUGCUGUCCUUUCAGUAAUCUAUCGAAUAAUAUGGAAGCGCACAUAUUUAAUUAAAGA
Messenger RNA from Cryptomeria japonica (Japanese cedar), 2036 nucleotides. Its product is annotated as pectinesterase-like. Lineage: Eukaryota; Viridiplantae; Streptophyta; Pinopsida; Cupressales; Cupressaceae. The transcript has 2 exons. The coding region runs from base 93 to 1820 and encodes 575 amino acids. Gene Ontology annotation, biological process: cell wall modification. Gene Ontology annotation, molecular function: pectinesterase inhibitor activity; pectinesterase activity. The record is from RefSeq and is a predicted model, not a curated record.